Molecule: messenger RNA, 508 nt
Organism: Odocoileus virginianus texanus
Lineage: Eukaryota; Metazoa; Chordata; Mammalia; Artiodactyla; Cervidae
Product: WAP four-disulfide core domain protein 10A
Cellular component (GO): extracellular region
Molecular function (GO): peptidase inhibitor activity
Source: RefSeq, a predicted model, not a curated record
GAGCCCAGGAUCACCUCCCCUUCCUUCCCUUCCCCCUCCCCACUCAGCUGUCCAGGGGAGUCCGGGCCAGACGGAGCGCUCACCACUCCGGCCAGAGUCAUGAGAACCCAGGCUCUGCUGUCCAUCCUGCUCCUCUGCGUCCUGCUGCUGCAGGCCCGGGGAGGGCAACGCAGCCAGAGGAUGAACCAAAAGCAGCCACCCCUAGAAAUCAAGCAGUGUGAGAAAAGACCCAAAAUAUAUCUGUGCACAAUCCCCUGCACAGAUCACCGAGAAUGUCAAGCAAAUAACAUAUGCUGCUCAACCUUCUGCGGGAAUGUUUGUAUGAACAUCCUAUGAGUCAGAGAGCAGGGGGCCAGGCAUCCUGCCCCCACCAACCGUCUCCGCAGACACUGCCUUCGGCUGAAGACAAGGACCUGACCCUGGACACAGGAUGUAACAGGAAUGCCACCCUGUCCAGCCAGUAUCUGAAAAACCUGUCCCUGUCAAAUAAACCAGAACAAAUGUGGAA